UGUGCGGCAACUGUCGCCUCCGCUGAAACACCACCAUUUUGGUUCCCAGCCGUCUCCAUGCAGCGGGUCAGCGGGAGCGGGAGGAGGCGGAGGGGCUGGGCAGCGAGCGUGGGUAGCAGCGGUGGCGACCGCUGCACCAAGUGUGAGGAGGGAGGAGGGGAAAGAGUGUUCUGGGCUCGUCAGCCGCUUCCUUUCCAGUGCGAGCCUUCUCUUGUUCGAUUUAAGGUCCAGUCAGAUGGGUCGCGUCGGAGAGGGCACGUGUGUAUGUUCUGCUCGACAUGAUUGAAACUUGGCAUGGCCGUGGGAAAGGGAGACUUCUGCGGGAAGAGGGCUGCGUCCAAAGCUGCAAUACUGCUCCUUGCCAGGGCUCCUUUGUCUCCUCUCUCCGGAAUGCUACUUUCUCCUUCCCUGGCUCUGUCGCCUUAGCGUUUCUCUGCUAUCCUUCACUGGGGUCCCGAGUAAGCCGUGUUUGGGAGACCCAGAUGAGAGUAAAAGGGGCUUUUGUGUGUUAGUGUAUGAUUUCUGCUCCCCUCUCCGUCGACGGCGAGAUGUUUACUUGAAGCGUACUUGCUGGGUUACCUCCAUUCAGUAAGGCUGUGACUAAGAAACCUCCCUAUUUAUUGGUUAUUGAAGACUUAACACGCUGCUCUUCUCAGACCUCAUUUAUUAUUGAUCUUAUUGAAACUCCCUCGAUGCGAAAGAGAUGCUCCGGUUUGUUUGUUUGCUAUUGGUAAAGUGUGGUACUUCUAUAACAAUUGCACUGUGUUGUGAUUUUUACACUUCAUUGAGUGCUAGGGCAGAUUUUUCUGUGUGGAUUUGGCAAGGAUAAGGCUCGUCCUUGGUUCUCUUUCACUUUCCAAGAUAAGGCACUGCUAAUAAUUUUUUGAAUGUGCGUUAGAGAUUGUUUUGAUCAAGUGGUCGAAUUCAAAGUGUCGCGAUGAUACUUGCAUGAUAGUAGGUAGUCGUUUCUAUUGUAAUCAUCCAUUUGGUUUGGUUGCUUUCUAGAUUAAUGCAGAUUUGAGCAUAUGAACCCUUCACAGUAUUGCCCUGCAAGUUGAAGUAUAAAUGAAAGCAUUUUUAAACUGUGUAAGAUUUAAUUGAUGAUGUUUGAAAAAUCUAAUUUGGAAUGUGUCUUCAUAAUAGGUAAAGAGAACGUUUUUCCAAAGAAAAUAACAUAGAUCAGAAGAGAAGUAGAAAGAAAUUGCUGAUUUUACUUUGAAAUAUCUAAGGAAAUCUACAGUUUCUUCAAGACAGUCGUAAAAAGGAAGCAGUCAUGUUUCAUGAGUCCUCAGAACUGUGAGACAAGAGAAUGUAGUAGAGUGAGGCCAGAAGUCCUUACUGGUUCAAAGAACUCCAGGGAAACUGGGAUAGAACAUUUUACAUUAUAAGUAGAACCCCGGGAGCCAGAGGUGAAUGCAAGUUUAUCUGCAGAGCUCCGCUGCAGGGCUCAUCUGGGUCUGGAAGAAAUGGAUGAGAGCCACUGGAUGAAAUGCAUUAAUACUAGACAUCUGAGUUCUCUAGUAAUGUGUUUGUGAAUGAACUUUGCUAAGUAUGGAUUCCGGUGGUGGAAGUCUCGGAUUGCAUACAUCAGACUCCAGAAUGGCCCAUACCAUGAUUAUGCAGGAUUUUGUGGCUGGAAUGGCUGGUACUGCACAUAUCGAUGGAGAUCAUAUUGUUGUUUCGGUUCCUGAAGCUGUGUUAGUUUCUGAUGUUGUCACAGAUGAUGGGAUAACUCUUGAUCAUGGCCUUGCAGCUGAAGUUGUCCAUGGGCCCGAUAUCAUCACAGAGACUGAUGUGGUAACAGAAGGUGUGAUUGUUCCUGAAGCUGUACUAGAAGCAGAUGUUGCCAUUGAAGAAGAUUUAGAGGAAGAGGAUGGUGAUCAUAUCUUGACUUCUGAGCUGAUUACUGAAACAGUUAGGGUACCUGAGCAAGUUUUUGUGGCUGACCUUGUUACAGGUCCUGAUGGACAUUUAGAACAUGUGGUCCAAGAUUGUGUUUCAGGAGUUGACUCUCCCACAAUGGUAUCAGAAGAGGUUCUUGUUACUAAUUCAGACACAGAAACUGUGAUCCAAGCUGCUGCUGGUGUUCCUGGUUCUACAGUCACUAUAAAAACUGAAGAUGAUGAUGAUGAUGAUGUCAAAAGCACUUCUGAGGAUUACUUAAUGAUAUCUUUGGAUGAUGUUGGAGAGAAACUAGAGCAUAUGGGGAACACACCAUUAAAAAUUGCCAGUGAUGGUUCACAAGAAGAUGUUAAGGAAGAUGGAUUUGGUUCAGAAGUAAUAAAAGUGUAUAUAUUUAAAGCAGAGGCUGAAGAUGAUGUUGAAAUAGGUGGAACAGAAAUUGUCACAGAAAGUGAAUACACCAGCGGACAUUCUGUAACUGGAGUGCUUGACCAGAGCCGCAUGCAGCGGGAGAAGAUGGUUUACAUGGCAGUUAAAGAUUCUUCUCAGGAAGAAGAUGAUAUCAGAGAUGAAAGAAGAGUUUCCCGAAGGUAUGAAGAAUGUCAAGCAUCAGGAAAUACUUUGGAGCCAACAUUGGAAAACAGAAAUAGCACAGCGGCUCAGUACCUCCAAAUUUGUGAGAGCAUUAAUACAAAUAAAGUACUUAAACAAAAAGUCAAGAAAAGGAAAAGGGGAGAAACCAGACAGUGGCAAACAGCUGUUAUAAUAGGUCCUGAUGGACAGCCCUUGACAGUAUACCCUUGCCACAUUUGCACAAAAAAGUUUAAAUCCAGGGGAUUCUUAAAAAGACACAUGAAGAAUCAUCCUGAUCAUUUGAUGAGAAAAAAAUAUCAGUGUACAGAUUGUGACUUUACAACUAACAAGAAAGUGAGUUUCCAUAACCACUUAGAAAGCCAUAAGCUUAUAAACAAAGUUGACAAAACCCAUGAGUUCACAGAAUACACACGAAGAUACAGAGAGGCCAGUCCACUGAGUUCAAAUAAACUUAUUUUAAGAGACAAGGAGCCGAAGUUGCACAAGUGCAAAUACUGUGACUAUGAAACUGCAGAACAAGGACUGUUGAACAGACAUUUGCUGGCUGUUCACAGCAAGAAUUUUCCUCAUGUUUGUGUUGAGUGUGGGAAGGGUUUUCGACAUCCUUCUGAACUCAAGAAACAUAUGAGAACCCAUACUGGUGAGAAGCCAUAUCAGUGUCAGUAUUGUGUCUUCAGGUGUGCAGAUCAGUCAAAUCUGAAAACUCACAUUAAGUCUAAGCAUGGUAGCAAUUUACCAUAUAAAUGUGAGCAUUGUCCCCAAGCAUUUGGUGAUGAGCGAGAGCUUCAGCGCCAUUUAGAUUUAUUUCAAGGACAUAAGACUCACCAAUGUCCUCAUUGUGACCAUAAGAGCACCAACUCAAGUGACCUUAAGCGGCACAUCAUAUCUGUUCAUACCAAGGAUUUUCCUCAUAAAUGUGAGGUCUGUGAUAAAGGUUUCCAUCGUCCUUCUGAGCUGAAAAAGCAUAGUGAUAUCCAUAAGGGUAGGAAGAUUCAUCAGUGUAGGCACUGUGACUUUAAAACAUCAGAUCCAUUUAUUCUUAGUGGUCAUAUCCUUUCAGUUCAUACUAAGGAUCAGUCAUUGAAGUGUAAAAGGUGCAAGAGAGGGUUCAGACAACAAAAUGAGUUAAAAAAGCAUAUGAAGACCCAUACCGGAAGGAAGAUUUACCAAUGUGAGUAUUGUGAAUAUAGCACUACAGAUGCAUCUGGCUUUAAACGACAUGUGAUAUCAAUACACACAAAAGACUAUCCGCACAGGUGUGAAUUCUGCAAGAAGGGAUUCCGAAGACCAUCAGAGAAAAAUCAGCAUAUUAUGAGGCACCACAAAGACAUUCUUAUACAGUAAAAUCAAUGUAAGGAAAAAAGUUAUUUAGAAACUAUGAUAUGCUACUUGGGAGGAAUAUCUCACUCUCUCAUCUGACUUCAAAUCUUGAUAUUAAAUCAUAACAUUACAUUAUUUGUACUAAAGAGCUUCAGAUAUUUGAAUUGAUAGGGGAUGUUACAGCCCUUUGAAUUUUACUUACAGAAUUUAAGAAGCACUGUAGAAUGGUUGCUGAAAAACUUUAUGUGUCUAUUCAUAGUGUUAUAUGCAUAAUUAGAGGGGAAAAGCAAAGAUAAGUAGUGUAUUUGGUUGAUCCUAUUAGAGACAAAUGGUUCUGAAAAGAGUACUUAAUUGAGAAGUUCAGCAAUUCUUUGCUAUAGCAAGCAAGCCUCACUUCUAUGCAAUUUUAGAAAUGGGGUAGGGAAAUAAAAAUCAGUCAUCCAUCAGUCACUUAAUCAUUAAGCCUUUUAUAUUGUACCUGGAAAUUGAAUUCCAGAAAUGGCAAAGUUUUUUGUGUAUUCAUUAGAAGAAAUUCUACUGGAAACACAUUAGAGGAAUUCAUUAUUAUUUCAAAAAGAAUUUCAGAGCUGCUAAUAUUUUAUCAGAGGAUAGGGUGUUUAAAAUAUCACAUUCUGUACUGGUUUAAGGUGAAGUUCAAGUUGAUUGUUCAGUGCAACGUGUAUUACAAAAGUCUAUUUGAGUCAAAUGUGGCUUUCUAAAAUGGCUGCAACGUUAGUGUUGCAAACAAAAUUAGCACUAUAUUUCUUAUUAAUCUAAAGAUUAAAAUGAGAGAACACAGUUUUCUUAAACAUAAUGUUUAGAGAUUUUUUUGUAGGACAGUCUUAGCAGGUAUGAUUGUUCUAGUCUUACUUGCUCUAAUGUUUAAAGGUGCAAUUUUAUGCCAUUAUUGAAAAUUUGAUUUUUAAAAUCGAUAUACCAUGUUAUUAACAAGCAUUUUGAAUGAGGCAGUAUUUAUGCAGUAUUUAACAGAACAGUAUGCUGCCAAUAGGGUUUGGAGAUGGAGAUUCAGUUUACAGUGUAUAAAUUUAAAAUAUGCAUCCCUUUAACAAUGCUUUGUGUUAGCAUGCUGCAAAUCAAAAUGGCGCUUAAUAUUUAAAGCUGGUUUAGGGAAAUUUAAUGAAAAUCCUGUUCAUAAAUGUUAUGCAUAUGAUGUAUACUUUUAAGUUUUAGUUGCUUCAUGUUUACAUUCAGCUGUUGAACAUACUUAAAAUGUGUUUUUACUUCAUGCUAUAUUGUGGCUUUGUGUUUUAUAUAAUGUUCACCUUUCUGUUUUUUGCACCAGAUAAGAAUCAGUUUCUGAAGAAUCAAUUUUUUAUCUUUCUUAACUUCAGAAUAUUAAAUUUGGGAAAUCAGCUAAAGUUGUGUGUUACGUGGCUGUAAAUGAUGUAAACGCUGUAAAAUAAGAUCGUUACUGUUACGUGGGAUUAUUAUUUCUAAAUGUUACUCAUUGAAAUGAGCAUACAAUAAAAAGCAUUUAUUGCACUUCUAGGUUUUCUGAGUUUAUUUAAAGUUGUAUUGCAACAUCC
Molecule: messenger RNA, 5363 nt
Organism: Ochotona princeps (American pika)
Lineage: Eukaryota; Metazoa; Chordata; Mammalia; Lagomorpha; Ochotonidae
Gene: ZNF711
Product: zinc finger protein 711
Exons: 9
Coding region: 1552-3840 (762 amino acids)
Biological process (GO): regulation of transcription by RNA polymerase II
Cellular component (GO): nucleus
Molecular function (GO): metal ion binding; DNA-binding transcription factor activity, RNA polymerase II-specific; RNA polymerase II transcription regulatory region sequence-specific DNA binding
Source: RefSeq, a predicted model, not a curated record